AUGGAGGCUGCUGUGCUGAAGCCCCUCGUGGCCGAGGUGAAGCCGGGCGCCGUGAGCGCCGAGCUGGAGGUGAAGAAGCUGCAGGAGCUGGUGCGCAAGCUGGAGAAGCAGAACGAGCAGCUGCGCAACCGGGCGGCCGUCGCCUCGCCCGCCUCGCCGGGAAGCGCCGCCAGCGCGCUCCUGCUGCUCCCCGCCGCCUCCGCCGCCGUCCAGGCGCCCGCCUCGACCCCCAGCACCUCCCCGACGGCCUGCAUGCCCAGCCCGGUGCCCACUCUCCUGUGCCAAGCCGAGCCCUUCGUCUACUUCAAGCCGUCGCCCCCCGGAGGAGGAGAAGGAGGAAGCUGCCGCUCCGGAGGCCAGGAAGCCCCUGGGGUGGCCCCCCCUACGGACACCGUCCUGGAUGAAGUGGAGGUGCUGGAUCUGCAGGGGGUCGAGUGCUGCGAUCCGGAGGGCGGCGACGACGACGAGACGUGGUUGUAUGUUGCACCAACAAAGAGCAUCGUACCCCAAGAAAAAUCACUGACCCCUUUGCAGUGGUGUCGCCAUGUUCUAGAUAAUCCAAGCCCUGAGAUGGAAGCUGCAAAACGCUCUCUGUGCUUCAGGUUGGAACAAGCUAGUCGAUGGCGGAGUCUCUUCUCUACAUCUGUCUCCUUGGCUUUCCCCUAUAGCCCUGUUGCAAGGCUCACUCCAUAUAGCAAUGGCUUUAACACUCCUGCCUUCUCUAAAACCUUCAAUAAAGCAAUAUUAACACCUGAAAGAACAGGUUGUGUUUCUAGAAGUUCCCCUCUCAGCCCCCAGUCAUCGUCAUCCAUAGACAGUGAACUGAGCACCUCAGAACUAGAAGACGAUUCCAUCUCCAUGGGAUAUAAACUGCAAGACCUCACAGACGUCCAGAUCAUGGCUCGACUGCAAGAAGAGAGUCUGAGACAAGAUUAUGCAUCUACUUCAGCAUCUGUAUCGAGAAACAGCUCCAGCGUCUCUCUCCAUUCGAGCAAGAAAGGGACAAGCAGCGACCAGGAAUUUGAUCGCUACAGCCUUGAGGACGAAGAGGAAGAAUUCGACCACCUGCCCCCUCCACAGCCUCGGUUGACCCGCUGCUCUCCUUUCCAAAGAGGAAUUCCCCAUUCACAGACUUUUUCCAGUAUACGGGACUGCAGAAGAAGCCCAACUUCCCCAUAUUUCCCCUCAAACAAUUAUCCGCAGCAACAGUGUUACUCUCCUCAAGCCCAAAAUCCUCUUGAGCCACAACCAAACAGGAUUAAUGGAGACAAGCUCCGAAGGAGCAUGCCGAACCUGGCUCGGAUGCCCAGCACCCCAACCCUCAGUACCAGUGCUGCCCCUCCCAUCACUGUGAGGAACAGCCUAAGCUUUGAUUCUAAUCUGCAUGGAGCUGGUAACGGGAUAUCAAGAAUACAGUCCUGCAUUCCUUCUCCAGGGCAACUUCAACACAGAGUUCACAGUGUGGGACACUUUCCAAUAUCGGUUCGGCAGCCUCUCAAAGCCACAGCCUAUGUCAGCCCAACCGUUCAAGGGAGCAGCAGCAGCAGCAGCAGCGGUGUUGGUGGUGGUGGUGUACCAUUGUCCGGCAACUUACAGCUACACUCCAACACAGGCAUCCCGAUGCCAAACAAGACUGCAAAUGCCAGCAUUGCAGCUCGCAGUGGCCUCCCAAGGCCUUCCCUGGCUAUAGGGGGGAGCAGCAUACCCAGAAGCAAAAUUGCACAGCCAAUCCGAAGUUUUCUCCAGCCGCCAAAACCUCUUUCUUCGCUUAGUACUCUACGGGACGGCAACUGGAGGGAUGGCUGCUAUUGACAAUGGGUCGACCCAAAAUACAGAUUCUCCUACCCAGCUGGCUGGGUAAAUAUAACUGUGAGAGGUUGGAUGAAUAACACAGGGCUGUUUCUUACUCUUCUGUCAUUGCCGUUGGUCACUAAACAUAUUACACUUAGUUGUUUGCUCAGAAAAACAAACAAACAGCAGUGUUGUCAAAUUAAUGUUAACGUUGCAGCAUUAUGGUUUAGGUUUUUAAAAACACAUGCACAAAGUAUCCCACUGAGGGGAGCCAAAAUGUGACUUCUAGAUGCUUUGCCAUAACACAGUGUUCAGAUCUCUUUGAUUUGUGUACUACUUUUUGUUGCUUUAACGAGUUCCCUUGCAAAUUGGCAGAAUAGAUCCAUAUCCUUACCUGCUUCAAUUUUUUUUUUUGGUAGCCUUUCCAAGGGAGUGUGUUUUUGCACACCCACACCCACAUUUUGCUUGAACCAUAAGGUAUCAAAGCAUUUUGUGUGUGCCAUAAAUCUCCCCCCCCCACACACACACUUUUUAAUAGUAAGGUACUAUCAUGUUCAAGAUGUAUUUCUAACCAUGCCGAUCUCCCCAAAUCCAGCUAGAGUUAUCCAUGUAUAGAUGCAGACAUCCAUACACAUAUUUCUAACUGCAUGGGGAAAUAUGGGUGGUUUUCAGGUGCUUAAGAAUUGCCAGUCAAAUUCCUGGUGAUUCUCAGUUCACCUGUUCUUGGGCCUGUGUGUGUAUGUUAAAGAGAUGGGCGGAGAUGAAAAAGAGUAUUUUUUCCUCCUUAGCAUCACAUGCCAGGUCUACUCUUGAGUACAUAUAUUGUUGGAUUGGGGCCAUGACGGACAAGAUGACAGCUGUAUUGUAUGUUUAUGUUGUGAGAAUAUUCGCUCGAAACUGCCAUGACUUCCUGGUCAACACGAACCUGUUCUCUCAUUUCCUUGUUCCAAUGUUAAUUUAUUAUCAUGGGGGUGUCGUAUUUAUAAAGAGGGCAUAAAUUGCAUUGCACUUGAAAGAUGCGAUGGUCUCUUAAACGGUUGGGUUUCGAUACUUUGUAAUAAAAUAAAAUUGCAAUGUUUUAUUAACACUUGUGUAUGGUGAAAACAAACAAGUUUUCAUGGAAGUAAAACUUUUUUGAUAGACCUUUUGCAAGAAAAAAAUUGCACUAAUCAAUGCUUUCUUACUAUGGUGAUAUGAUUUUAAUACUUGAUUACAACUUGUAUUCUGCUGAUCUGGAAUGUUUCAGAAAUAAAGAAAUCUAUUUCAGCAAUCUCAUGCCAUUCUUGGAUGUGC
This is a messenger RNA of Zootoca vivipara (common lizard), 3084 nucleotides long. RefSeq names its product SLAIN family member 1 (gene SLAIN1). Gene Ontology annotation, biological process: cytoplasmic microtubule organization; positive regulation of microtubule polymerization; microtubule nucleation. Gene Ontology annotation, cellular component: microtubule plus-end. Lineage: Eukaryota; Metazoa; Chordata; Lepidosauria; Squamata; Lacertidae. The record is from RefSeq and is a predicted model, not a curated record.